This is a messenger RNA of Lethenteron reissneri (Far Eastern brook lamprey), 854 nucleotides long. RefSeq lists its product as uncharacterized. The record is from RefSeq and is a predicted model, not a curated record. Lineage: Eukaryota; Metazoa; Chordata; Hyperoartia; Petromyzontiformes; Petromyzontidae.
GGGUGGGGGAAGAGAGCUGGAGACUGGGACACCGAUCCUGAGUCCCGGUACCUUGACAAGUCUUCUCGAGAAGUCCCAGCCAAAGCAGCCUCCGAUGUCGAGCCUGGAGAAGUGCAGCCCGAACAGACACGGGUCCCGGCCACAGGCUGCCACGCAGCUUCCACCUCUCGGCCUGCCGCAGAUCGAGUGGCACGAGAGGCCCCGGAUCCUGCAGCGUGGGUCAUGGACCCUGGCCGUUCCUUCCAAGGAGGAGCAGUUCUUCCGCAGCGUCAGCGACUCCAUCGGCAACAACUACAGCCCGACUGCCCGCGACCUCUCCACGCAUGGCAUCUACAAGCUGCUCAGUACACCAGAGCCGGCGGCGCUGAGGAGGAGCGGGGAGCCGGGCGAGCGCUCGCGCCCGCCGCUCCGUGGCAGGGCGCCGGGCGGCGCGGGUCUGUCCGAGCGAGCACGCGGAACCGGCCGGCGAUCCGGGGCCCUCCCGAGCCUCUCCCUGGGGUCCAGCGACGCAGCCACGCAGGGCUCCUCGGGGGAGCCGGACCUCCGCUCCGACGGAGAGAGUGGGGCCUGGGGUCGCGGGGUCGGGCGACCUCACGCGGACGCGGCACAAGCGGCGAGCGGUCAGCGGCAUGGACCGCAGGCAAGUCCCGCUUCACGCUGUCAACCGCAUCGGGACAUCAACAGGCCGCUUUGUGCAUGUCUUCACGAAUGGAAAAUAGACAGCACGCCCUAGUGAGACUGUGGCCAUGCAACCCAAACCUGAGGCCGUAUGGUAGACCCACUGUGGCCGGUGCGCCUUCAACAGAGCAGUAGACAAACUACACAUUCUCUCCUGACGCCCUUUCGUCGUGGCU